AGGUAUACCGCCGCCCCUAAUAGAAGGCAGACAGACGCACACUCCCCUUCCACUCCGAGUGCUGCUCCGCCACACUCCCACGGGGCUGCCCUCCGCUGCACAGCAGCAGCAGCAGCACAGGACGGACGGCCCGCCGGCGGACACACGCAGGAUGUUUUAGCCGUGACCCUGGAUCCCUUAUCGUCCUUCCCCGCCAUGGAUGGCAUGGCCGUGUGCUGGAGUAAGGCCAGCGUUAUCCGUUUCAUCAAGGGCCUGGCGUCGCCCGUGGGGAACGGAUAUUCCAAGCCCCCCAUCGCUCCGGUCUGCAGUCCCCUGGGAGAGAAGGGCCCCCCAGCUAUGACACCCAUCAGCGUGGACCCCGAGAGCAGGCCGGGCGAGUUCGUCCUCAAGAGCCUGUUCGCCAACUUCACCAUCGCCUCAGAGCGCAAGAUACGCAUCAUCAUGGCAGAGCCACUGGAGAAACCAUUAACCAAAUCACUGCAGAGGGGGGAGGACCCACAGUUUGACCAGGUGAGUGCAACACAAUACUCACACUACUGAACCCUGUUUUACAUUCUGGGUGACUUUCACUAGACACGUGCGAUAUGAGAUACACGAAACACCAGGAUAACAUUUAACAAAGGAAACAUAAAAAGUUUCCCUGUUAUUAAUCAAGAUGAUCACAAUUCAGUUGUAUUCAACAUCAUUCAGCGGAUAUUUAAAUGUCCCAGUUAGUCAUCGUGUAUUAACUUAUCUAUGUUGAAAACCAGAACACAGAACAUACUCGCUAAUAUUGAGGAAACACUGGCCUUAUUUUUACGGUCCAACACACUAAUUGCCCACUGAGUCGAUCCCCUCCU
Gadus chalcogrammus (walleye pollock) is the source of this 839-nucleotide messenger RNA. RefSeq names its product protein furry homolog. Gene Ontology annotation, biological process: neuron projection development; cell morphogenesis. Bases 196 to 540 code for a protein of 114 amino acids. NCBI's taxonomy places the organism in Eukaryota, Metazoa, Chordata, Actinopteri, Gadiformes, Gadidae. The record is from RefSeq and is a predicted model, not a curated record. Gene Ontology annotation, cellular component: cell cortex; site of polarized growth. The transcript has 3 exons.